Emericellopsis cladophorae is the source of this 960-nucleotide messenger RNA. Its product is annotated as Secondary metabolism regulator laeA. The coding region runs from base 1 to 960 and encodes 319 amino acids. The transcript is spliced from 6 exons. NCBI's taxonomy places the organism in Eukaryota, Fungi, Ascomycota, Sordariomycetes, Hypocreales, Bionectriaceae. The record is from RefSeq and is a predicted model, not a curated record.
AUGACCGUACAGUCCCCUUAUUCGUCUACACCCACAGCCAACAUUUCGGCGCUGGCUGUUGUGCAACAACGGACUGUACAACAAUUCCACACGCAAAGACUCGACCCGAAAGUGAUCGGUGACUGCACGUUGAGCAGCGUGGCUGUGCUCGUCAACAGUCUCAGAACGGGAAACAACGGCAGAGGCAGCACGGAGCCUCAUGAGGUGUGCUUCGGUGUGGCUGCUGCACCCAGAUACCAAUCCUUGGUCAAGGGGCCAAAGGAGCAACCACAUCAUGUCACAAACGGAGAAAGACGGCGGAUGGAUCUUGUGCAGAAAGUAUUUCUCAUGGUGAAAGGUGGCCUCGAAUACGAGUUCCCUGCGGCAACAGCCGAUGCAGCUAAGAUUUUGGAUCUCGGGUCAGGCACGAGCAUCUGGGCUUGCCAGAUGGCCGAGAGGUACCCAAAUGCCCAUGUCAUGGCUGUUGACUUGCACAACAGCUCUCCGCGCAUGCACCUUAAACCUGGAUCUGGCUUUAUCGAGCAGACCGAGAUCGACUGGCGACCAGGGUUCGAGCACGAGCGGCCACAACCCACGUCGGCGCUCGAGGAGUGGUGCGAGGGAGUUCUGUCCGGGCUCGAGCGCGCCAACCGAAGCGCACACAUCCGACCAGAGUACACAAGAAGGAUGCUGGCAGAAGCGGGUUUUGAGCACAUUGAGCAGGUCGUCGUCCGCCUUUACCUCAGCCCCAGCCCCGCCGCGGCCGCAGACGACCAGCGCGAGCUGUCAAAAUGGUUCAACCUGGUCGUGACACAGGGCUUUGAGGCCAUGGCUCUCGUGCCCAUGAUCCGUUAUGGCUCGGCUGUUGAUCCGGAGCAAAUAGAGGAUCUGGCUCAGCGUGCGAUGACUGAAGCAUGCACCCUCAAGUAUGGUGCUUAUAUGAACGCGACAGCUACAUAUGGAGAGCACGCCGACCCCUAG